Molecule: messenger RNA, 2991 nt
Organism: Hippocampus comes (tiger tail seahorse)
Lineage: Eukaryota; Metazoa; Chordata; Actinopteri; Syngnathiformes; Syngnathidae
Gene: vps35l
Product: VPS35 endosomal protein sorting factor like
Exons: 30
Coding region: 67-2952 (961 amino acids)
Biological process (GO): endocytic recycling
Cellular component (GO): endosome
Source: RefSeq, a predicted model, not a curated record
AGCUUCUUCUGAAAGCACGACAUUGGCCGGAACAAGGAAGUAAAGUGUGUCAUGUGAUCACUGAAAAUGGCCGCGGUGAUGUGGCGUUCCCGGUGGCGCAACUACGAUGCUGAGCUGAAGAGUGCCCGUCUGGAGGCAACGUCACUUGAAUUUUCGGACUCUCAUCCCCUCAAACCUAUUUCGGUGACAGACACCAAAGCUCGCCGUGGAACUCGCAAGGGCAGCACCUCCUCCUCUUCGUCCUCCUCUUCUUUAGCGGCGCCGGACCCCCUCAGCUGCAUGUUGGAUGGAACAGAUCCGCUAUCCAUGUUUGCAGCUGAGACUCCGUCUACGUUGCACGUCCCCUUCGCCGGGGAUGCGAGGAAGAAAGAGGACGAGCCAGUGGGUGCAGACUUUGAGCCCUGGUCCAUGAAGAGAGGCGAAAUCCUGGCGAGGUUCACCACCACUGAAAAACUUUCGAUCAAUCUAUGCAUGGGCUCUGAGACGGGAAAUUCCCAGAAUCCGGGAUCCUCUGCUGUCUCGGAAAAGGUCCGCACUCGUCUGGAGGAACUGGAUGAUCUAGAAGAGGGUUCCCAGAGAGAGCUGCUCAAUCUCUCCCAGCAGGAAUAUGCUCAUCGCAUCGAAGAGCUGAACCAGUCCCUGAAAGAGGCCUGGGCCUCGGACCAGAAGGUCAAAGCCCUGAAGAUUGUAAUCCAGUGCUCCAAGCUUCUCUCCGACACCUCCGUAAUCCAAUUUUACCCCAGCAAGUUUGUUCUCAUCACUGACAUACUUGACACGUUUGGCCAGCUUGUGUAUGACAGAAUUUGGAGCAUGUGUACAGACCCAAGACCUUUACCAGACUCCUUUACGGUCGACGAUGUCAACGACACAGCCAAGGAGACGUGCCUCAACUGGUUCUUCAAGAUCGCCUCCAUUAGAGAACUCUUACCUAGACUAUACGUCGAAGCCUCUAUCCUGAAGUGCAGUCGCUUCCUGAACAAAUCCGGUAUUCAGGAGACUCUCCCACGACUGACCGCCAUGAUCAGAGGGAUUGGAGACCCUUUGGUGGCAGUUUACACCCGAGCUUACCUCUGCAGGGUUGGCAUGGAGGUCGCCCCCAGCUUGAAAGACAGCCUGAAGCGCAACUUCUUCGACCUGCUCGGAACCUUCCGUCAGAUCAGCGGGGAGAGCGUUCGCAGCCAGCUGCUCACGCAGAGGGUGGAGAUGCCCGAGUACCUGACUCUCUAUUCGCCCGCGAUCAACUGGAUCCUGCAAUGUAGUGCUUACAGAGCACCAGAGACUCUUCUAACAGAAAUGAUGGAGAGAUGCAAGAAGCUGGGUAACAAUGCCCUGCUGUUGAAUUCAGUCAUGAGGGCAUUUAGGCCUGAGUUUGUCGCCACCAGAGCCAUGGAUUUCAUCGGUAUGAUCAAAGACUGCGACGAGGCCGGGUUCCCCAAGCAUUUGUUAUUCGGAUCACUGGGUCGCUGUCUGGCUUGCGCCGACCCUCCAGAAUCAGAGAGGCUGACCAUCCUCAACGAAGCCUGGAAGGUCAUCACCAAAGUCCGCAGUCCUCGGGAUUAUGUCAACUGUGCUGAAAUCUGGGUGGAAUUCACCUGCCGAAAUUUCACAAAACGGGAGGUGAACACCGUUCUAGCAGACAUCAUCAAACACAUGACUCCCGACCGGGCUUUUGAGGAUGCCUACGCUCAGCUGCAGUCUGUGAUCAGGAAGAUCCUCGCCCACUUCCACGACUUCUCAGUCCUUUUCUCCAUGGAGCGUUUCUUGCCAUUUCUGGACAUGUUCCAGAAGGACGGUGUGAGGGUGGAAGUGUGCAGGUCCAUCAUGGAUGUCUUCAUCAAACACCAGCUGGAGCCAACCAGAGACCCCGUCAUCCUCAACGCCGUGAUGCACAUCUGCAAGACCAUGCAUGACUCGGUCAAUGCUCUCACACUGGAGGAUGAAAAAAGAUCUUUGUCCGUGCUGAUCAUCGGCUUCAUGCGUGUGGUUUCCUUCGGUCGUGACUUUGAGCAGCAGUUGAGUUUCUGCGUGGAGGCCAGAGCCACAUUCUGUAACCUGGAGCCAGUACUGGUGCACCUCAUUCACACGGUGAAUCAGUUGGCGAUGGAGACCAGGAGGGUGAUGAGAGGCAAUCAUUCCCGCAAAACAGCAGCAUUUGUCCGGGCGUGUGCUGCCUACAGUUUCAUCACCAUCCCGUCCCUGAGCAGCAUCUUUAGUCGUCUUCACCUUUAUCUGCUAUCUGGUCAGGUUGCGUUGGGCAACCAGUGUUUAUCCCAGGCGGAUGCUUUCUUAAAGGCAGCAGUCAGUAUUCUUCCAGAGGUUCCGCGCUCCAUCAGCGUAGAAGGGAAGCUUCGCUCUUCGGAGAGUUUCCUGCUCGACUUCAUCAACAACUUCCUGGCUACUCUUCUAGUUGUCCCGGAUCACCCAGAGUACGGUGUGCUCUACUUAGUCCGUGGCGUGCUCAACAUGGUGCAGGAUUACACUUGGGAGGACAACAGUGAUGCCAAAGUGCGCGUGUACGUCUGUGCCAUCCCACUGCUGGCUGCCAUGAGUCAGGAAACAUACCUGUACACGAUUCCAAAAAUGGACUCCAAUGAAACUCUUUACGGGGGGGACCCAAAGUUCCUGUCGGAGAUUAACAAGAUGUGCGAGACCCUGAUCGGACAGAUCCUCGACCACCUGAAGUCUCUCGGUCGAGAGGAGCACCAGAGCACACGGCGCCAAGGCACUCUUGCCUUCUCUCUCUUCUGCGUCCUGCUCGCCCACGGAGACCUGAGGAACAACAAGCUGAGCCAGCUGGCCGUCAACCUGUGGAAUCUCAGCCACAAACACGGAUACUGUGAGACACGCAUUUCCGUUCGGACGCUGGAGUACAUGAAACAUCAGGCAAAGCAGGCCGACAUGUCUCAUCUGUCAGAUACGGUCCAGAGGCUCGCACUGCAGUCCCGGACUUGAGCGCCAGCAUCAACAAGUAUUUGUGUAAAAAAAAAAAUA